AACGAGGAGUGGACAUUACAUUUUGGCGACGAGGAUUCAAGGAUGGCUGCAUUACAGACAUUUCCAGCUUUUGAAUUACAAGCAGGAGAUCUUAGUCGAGAAUGGAGAAAGUAUGUGUCAAGAUUUGAGAACAUGCUUUUGGCCAUGAAUAUAACAAGUGCUGUUAGAAAGAAAGCAAUGUUAUUACAUUACGUUGGGGAAGAAGUCAACGAAAUAUUCGAGACCUUAGACAUACAAGCAGCUGAUGAAAACGAAGAUGUAUUGUGA
This is a messenger RNA of Paramuricea clavata, 267 nucleotides long. Lineage: Eukaryota; Metazoa; Cnidaria; Anthozoa; Malacalcyonacea; Plexauridae. The record is from the annotation of a GenBank genome assembly.